This is a messenger RNA of Engraulis encrasicolus (European anchovy), 5078 nucleotides long. RefSeq names its product plakophilin 2 (gene pkp2). Gene Ontology annotation, cellular component: nucleus; intermediate filament; cytoplasm. Gene Ontology annotation, biological process: cell-cell adhesion; heart development; desmosome organization. The transcript has 12 exons. Gene Ontology annotation, molecular function: intermediate filament binding; protein kinase C binding; molecular adaptor activity. The record is from RefSeq and is a predicted model, not a curated record. The coding region runs from base 963 to 3179 and encodes 738 amino acids. Lineage: Eukaryota; Metazoa; Chordata; Actinopteri; Clupeiformes; Engraulidae.
GCAGCGCUCAUGGCUCCAGCAGCAAAAGCUUAUCAAGCAACUAUGGGAUGACUAAUGGACACUCCCUUCACCUGAAAAGCAUGUGAAGAGGUUGGCUGGCUAGUAAAGAAAAGUUAAACACCGCCUUGUCCCACGCCUGGGAUGCCUGCAGGGGAAACAUGUGAGGAAUGCAAGGUUGUUAGCCUGUAAUGUCGGAGGUGGCCUUUCUACUUCAAGACCACGGCCUUCCCCCCCUGAUGGAUCUGUUCCCACUUCUGAAACGACGUGUCUAUCAUCAGCAUCACAUCUGCUGCUUUAUCGCAACGGAAAUUUCCGUCCCACAAUGAUCUUCCUCUUUUGUCUCUCCAGCUCUUGUGUCUGGGUGUGUCAAACUCAUUUGGAGGAUGUUUUGUAUACAUUUGUGUAUGCAAACCAGGAGAGGGUUGGAGGGGACCCAAACAUUUCCACUGUAAAUCGACUAGGGUUCAUUCUGAUGAUCACGUUUUCAGCCCUACAAAAGGGUGACAACAAACAUAACCAUCUCCAUGAGGUGCUUUAGCACCUGUGCCAAAGUUAAUUUAGAAAGGCGGUACUGAAAGGGAAAAAUUCUCUAUCUCGUUGCCAUAUACUGUAACAUUGAAAAACUUUUUUGUUGAGCUUAUUCUCAGACCCUAGGUAAUACAUUGCCCAAAGUAGUAUUUGCCCGAAACAAGUAAGGCACCUUAAGGCAACUCUCUCCAUCUCUUGACCCUCCACUCUUUAAAAAAAAAAAGUAGGGCUUUUUUGCCUUUAUUUUUGACAGGACAGCUGAGGAGAGAGAGAGAAUGGGAAGGGUCGGCAAAUGACCCAGGCCGGAAUCGAACCUGGGUCGCCGUCACAGUAACCCAGUGCCCCACUGCCAGGCCACGGGAGGGCCUUGAUCCUCCACUCCUAACCCCUUGUAUCUUCCUCCUCUCCAGACCAGGCACCCCUCUCUGGGGCGGAUGGUGAGCUACGACGAGGGCAACAGCUUUGUGUGGAAGACGGACCUGAAGAGCCCUCUGCACAGGGUGGAGGUCACCCCAGACUCCAGCCCUGAGCUGCCACGUGCCCGCGGAACCUUACGAACCCAGCACCACCAGAGCCACCACCAGCAGCAGCAACAGCACCACCGCCACCAUCACCAGCGCGGAGCCAGCUGGACCAACGGCUCCUUCACCAUCCCCGCCUCCCGGCCCUCGGCCACGGAGCGCGGCAGCCCCCGCAACACGCUGGCCCAGUCCUCGCGCCGCUACGCCCGCUCCGAGGUGGUCCGCGGCACCGGCUGGUACAGCAACGGCAUCCACGCGGGUGGUGCUGGCGGCGCCGUCAACCGACCCGUCAACCAGCCCAUCUCCCAGGCCAGGCCUGCGGUGCGGCACGAGGACAUCCUCCUCCACACCAGCACUCCCUACCCGACUAUGGAAGCCCAGCGGGGGGUCGCCGCCACCACGCACCACAGUGCCUACGGGUCACAUCGGCAGGUGGCGGGGGGGCAGGCUGCCAUGUUGGUAGGGGGGCAGCAGGAGGCAGCGGGAGGAUUGGCAUGGCUGCAGCAGGUGAAGAGGGAGAGUGGCAGGGUGGGCAUGGCUAGGCAGGGCUCCUACUCAGCCUCUGUGGUCAGCAUGGAGGUGGAUGGUGCCAACGGGAGGAAGGGCGGUGCUGGAUUAGGGGCUCAGCAAUCGGGGACUGAAAGUAAGGCGGAGGGACAGGGCACAGCAAUGACUAUAGAGAGGGCAGUCGCCCUGCUCACACAAGACAACGUGGACAUGCAGGUCUCUGCUGCCAGCUUUCUGCAACAUCAAUGCUUCAACAGUGCGGACGCAAAGAAAAUGGUCUUCUACCUGCACGCCAUCCAGAAGUUGAUUGGUCUGCUGCAGAGCGACAGCGAGGAGCUUCAGCAGGCUGCGGCCGGAGCGCUGAGGAACAUCGUCUUCGAGAGCAACCAGAACAAGAUGGAGGUCCGGGACUGUGAAGGCAUCCCUGCCAUACUGCGGCUGCUCAGGAAGAGCAGAGACGUGGAGACUCGACGACACCUCACAGGGCUGUUGUGGAACCUGUCCUCCCACGACCAACUGAAGGAAUAUCUCUUGCGUGAGGCCCUGAGGACGCUGACGGAGUCUGUGUUGGUGCCAUGUUCCGGCAUGAAUGAGGGCGAGAACCCCAAAGAGGACCUCCUGUCCGACAACGAGGUCUUCUACAACACCACCGGCUGCCUACGUAACCUGAGUUCAGCUGGGCCUGAUGGCCGUAGAGCCAUGCGAGAGAGCACAGGCCUCAUCGACGCCCUCAUCUACUACACACGCGGCGCCAUCGCAGACUACAAGCCGGACGAUAAGUCCACAGAGAACAGCGUCUGCAUUCUGCACAACCUCUCCUACCAGCUGGAGCCCGAGCUGCCACAGAGAUACGCCUCACACCUCCGAGAGACACGACACAACGCACACACAGUCAAGACCAAGAGCCCCGGCUGCUUCCCUGUCAGGAGUGUGGAGGUUAUAGAGGAGCCGGAGAGACACUGCCCCCUGCUGGAAGACAAGGCCAACCCCAGCGGCGUGGAGUGGCUGUGGAGUGCCAUCACGCUGCGCAUGUACCUGUCCCUCAUCGCGCGCAGCACCCGCCACUACACCCAGGAGGCCUCCGUAGGGGCGCUGCAGAACCUCACCGCCGGCAGCGGACCGAUAGCGGAGUCCCUGGCCCAUGCGGUGGUCCAGAGGGAGGCGGGUCUCUCCCAGAUGAAGACCCUAUUGGAGGAGGGAGAGCUGUCCAUCAAGAAGACCACCGUCUCCCUCCUCAGGAACGUCUCCCGCUUCAGAGACCUACACACUGAGAUCAUCAAACAGGUGCUGCCUGAGCUGGUGGCCAUGCUGCCCAACUCGGACAGCAGCCCGGACCUGCCGGCCGACGUCAUCGUGUCCCUGUGCCACAUCCUCAUCAACCUGUGCCAGGCCGACGCCCAGAGCAUCCGCGCCGUCCUCAGCCACGGGGCACUGCCCAAGGUCAUCAGCAUCAGCACCAGGGACAACGGGUAUGGGCCUACGAGAGCAGCCCAGACAGCCUGUGUCCUCCUUCACACCAUGUGGAGACACUCAGAGCUCCGCACCGCAUACAAAAAGGCUGGCUAUCGGAAGUCUGAUUUCAUCAACAACCGGACACUGAAGGCCCUGCCCACACGUGACUGAGUCAGCAGUGGCAGUGGUAGUGGGGGGGUCAGCGAGUAAAGGACAAGCUGGACAGAAGGCAAGCGUGAUGACUUCAUGAUCUCAUCACAAAGCAGGAUAGGACUCCUCCGUUGCUGAGGACCUCUGUUGCUGAUUGGUCGGUUCUCCUUAUGACCCAUUUCCUCCCGAACGCACAGGCGUUAAAGAAGGGUGCGGUUGUUUUGUUUUCACCACCUGUAAGCGAUGAAGUCGUACAGAAGCCUGGGUAUGUGUCCCCCCACUCAUCAGGAUUUGCAUCAGGUGAAACGUCUCUGGUUUCAGGGGCUUGCUUGAGCAGACUCUUGUUCACAUCACACAAAGAAUUGCUAAAAUAAGCAAUUCGAGGAUAGUCAAUGGAAAGGUUGUUAAUAUAUUAUUUAAGUGAAAUGCAGCACUAUACACAUAGUUGUACUUACCUACAGCAGCAACUGUUCUCUCAGAGCUCAGAUCUGUCAUUCUGGGAUAGAGAACCUACAGUAUGUAGCACUUGAAAGGUUAGAGACAGACUCUCACACAGAAGGAAUUGAAGGUCGUACUGUCUAUCACAAAAGUUCUAAUGCAGGGCUUAACUUGGGUCAGGUCAAAGAUACAGUAUAUUGUUAGAUUGCUUUAUUUGUGUUUGAAUAAUGUUUGUAAAAGGCAGCCUGGUCAACUGACAUAAACAAGCAAUUAAUAGUCAGUUUUGCUGUGGGACACAACAGCCUGUACAUACCUCGACCACUGUAUAGUAGUUUAAAGCUAAAAACUCACUACACUAGUGUUUUGCUGAAUAUAUGCAACAAUGUAGCCUUCUUCCAGCAUUUCACUGGAGACUGUUGGAUUUAGAAUUCCUUUUCAUCCAUUUUGAAGUGUGAAAAAAAUGUCUUAACAUUUCUUGCGUUUGGUUUUGUAGUAAAAUAUUUUACCAAUUUACAUUGAUACAAAUGACGAAAAUAGUUUUAAAUAUUAAUACGUUGUAAAUGGUCAUGGCAUUUCUGUUAGACUACAGUAAGUUAUAGAUAUUUUAUGCUUACCACCAAUUAAAUGUUAAUAAACUGAAAACUGCACUAACAAGUACAUUGUGACUGUCAAUAUGGAGGAUUAAAUGUUGCUGCCAUUUAGAGCAGCAGUUUUGACACUACCAGUGUUGCAUCGAUAUGAGCGACCUGCCGAGCAGAGCUACCAAGCCAACAAUUAAGUUAACAGCCAAUUGGUUGCUCGUCAUGACAAAACAGCUCAUCUCGAGUUCUCGACACAACACUGAAUCAGGGUCACUCUCAUUUACCACAGUCUUAAAUACACAAGGAGCAAAUGGAGGACUACUCUGACUGACAUGACUGCAAGACUCUUGGAGACCAAAGUCUGGCCAGGCAAACCGUCUACAACAUUUCAAAUUCCCAAGAAAAAGGGAUCCAAUCCAUUUUGAGCAUUUCCAACGGCUUGAUGUGUGUGUAACUCCCCUUAGCGCAGAGCCUAUGUUAUAACCUUACUGUCACCGAAACUGUAACGGCUGCGUCUUCAUCUGUUACUUAAGGCUCUCUGUAAUAUUGUAGAAUGUUGUUAUGAUUUAGUUGAGUUUUUUCAGCAUAUAGUGAAUAGGCCCGCCAGCGACCCCAUCUGUACUAAGAGGCUACGGUAAUGACGCACCAAUUCUGUUUAAAGGUGAGUAAAGGAAUGGGUGGUGUAAUCGAUUGAGGCGUCAACCAGUAGCAUGCUGAGGCAUUUCAUGGACAUGAACUAUACAUGCCUUUUGCAUCUGCCGUGGAGAAAUUGAUGUAGAUGGUUUGCCUGACCCAGACUAUAGACUUGCUGUUGCGUAAGCCAGGCUCAUGGAAGACAGGACUCAGUGGCCCUCUUCUGAACAAUGAGCUGUCCAGAAUCUAUUACAGUAAUACUUGAUUC